AUGAGCAGUCCAAUUAAAGUGAUAACGGUAAACACAAAAUCAUAUGAGGGACAGAAACCAGGUACUAGUGGUUUGCGUAAGAGAGUCCCAGAGUUCCAGCAAGAAAAUUAUACAGAAAAUUUUAUCCAGUGCACAUUGGAUGCGGGUUUGGGUGAUAAAAAAAAAGGUGCAACCCUGGUGGUUGGAGGUGAUGGCAGAUAUCUCUGUCCGGAAACGGUCAAUAUUAUCAUUCAGAUGGCCGCAGCUAAUGGAUUGCGUAAACUCAUUGUUGGACAGAAUGGCUUCCUCAGUACACCAGCUGUUUCAUGCUUAAUUAGAAAAUGUGAAAUAAAUGAUGGCAAUUUGAUCAAUGGCGGUAUCAUUUUAACAGCCAGUCACAAUCCUGGUGGUCCUAAAGCAGAUUUUGGGAUCAAAUUUAAUUGUGAAAAUGGUGGUCCGGCGCCCGAAAAAUUGACGGAAGCUAUUUAUGCACUGAGCAAAAAAAUUUCAAAAUACUAUAUUUGUCAUGAUUUGCGUGCUGACUUUACUAAAAUCGGAACGACUGAUUAUAAUAUUGAUGGUUAUGGUAUUUUUACGGUGCAUGUUAUUGAUUCGGUAAAAGACUAUGUUCAGCUAAUGGAACAGAUAUUCGAUUUCUCAAAAAUGAAAGAAUUGCUUAGUGGUCAAACAAUGGGGCAAUUCAAUAUACUAAUCGAUAGUUUAUAUGGAGCUACAGGACCAUAUAUAAACACUAUUCUAAUAGAGAAAUUAGGUGUAGAUCCGAGGUUCACGUCUCAUACAACACCAAAGCCCGAUUUCGGUGGUGGCCAUCCGGAUCCCAAUUUGACAUAUGCGAAACAGCUAGUUGAUACGAUGAGGAAAGGCGAACAUGAUUUUGGUGCUGCUUUUGAUGGCGAUGGAGAUCGAAAUAUGAUCCUUGGCAAAAAUGGUUUCUUCGUAACUCCCAGUGAUUCGCUUGCUGUAAUUGCUGCAAAUAUGAAGUGCAUCCCUUAUUUUCAGCAGCACGGCAUCAAAGGUUAUGCAAGAAGUAUGCCGACGGCUGGAGCAGUAGAUCAAGUGGCCAAAGAAACAGGUUUACCGAUGUAUGAAACUCCAACUGGAUGGAAAUUUUUUGGAAAUCUUAUGGAUGCCGGUAAAUUAUCACUUUGCGGUGAAGAAUCAUUUGGUACUGGCUCAGAUCACAUAAGGGAGAAAGAUGGUAUUUGGGCAAUGCUUGCAUGGUUGCAAAUUUUGCAACAUAAGAAGCAGUCGGUUGAAAAUGUUGUUAAGGAGCAUUGGUCGAAAUAUGGUCGAAAUGUCUUUACGCGAUAUGAUUAUGAAAAUUGUGAUGCAUCUGGAGCAAAUCUGAUGAUGACAUUCAUCGAUUCUCAAAUGCAAGCAUUCAUUGGUCAAAAGUUUACGGCAAAUGAGAAAAGUUACAUUGUCAAACAAGCUGAUAAUUUUACUUAUACUGACCCUGUGGAUGGUUCUGUUUCACAGAAGCAGGGUAUACGUAUUUUAUUCGAAGAUGGUAGUCGCAUAGUAUUUCGUUUAAGUGGUACUGGUUCACUGGGUGCAACAAUUCGUUUGUAUGUUGAUUCAUUUAUUGAUGCGUCAGAUAAACAGCGACUUUUUCAAAGUGCAGAGGAACUUUUGAAACCUUUGGUUCUUGUGGCGCUUCAGAUAAGUAAACUGGAACAUUUCACUGGCCGCGAUGCUCCUACAGUUAUUACAUAA
Acanthocheilonema viteae is the source of this 1716-nucleotide messenger RNA. The record is from the annotation of a GenBank genome assembly. NCBI's taxonomy places the organism in Eukaryota, Metazoa, Nematoda, Chromadorea, Rhabditida, Onchocercidae.